UUGUGGCCCAGAGCGGCAACAUAUCGGGCAGCGCGGGCGAAGACCAAGCCAGGAAGCGAGAGAUGAGGCUCCUAAAGAACCGUGAAGCAGCGAGGGAAUGUCGAAGGAAAAAAAAGGAAUACAUCAAGUGCCUGGAGAACAGGGUGGCCGUGCUAGAGAACCAAAACAAAGCGCUCAUCGACGAACUGAAAUCCCUCAAAGAACUCUAUUGCCAACAGAAAACUGAAUGAGGUUUGUCUCGCUUCUACAAAUUGGUGAAGGACUCGUUUUUGUUUAUCGCUAGGGGAACACUGGUCUAAUAGGCUAGAUUAAGUUCUAUGUGUUUUUCUUCAGCGAUGGACUUCGUUGAACGUACAUUUGAGUGCAUUUUUGUUACCGAUGCAUUUCGGGCCGGGACUCUAGGGGUUUGUUAGGAGAUAUCUUAUUUUUUUACCAAAAAGGAAUGUGGACCUAGAGGGUACGGUGCACUUGAGUCGGUCGAGAGGUAUUUAUUGCGUUUUAUAUUCAGGGAAAGUCGGAUCGUAACCUUACACUUUUACGAAUUAUCAAAAUAUCUUACAAAAAAUGUUCAUGUGAAUUACUUCAGUUGAAAGUAAGAUUAUGCUUAACUUUCUUAAGGUUACGUCUUGGAUAUUCCAUUUGGGAAAAACGUGAACUUGGAUUAUUACGGAUGUGCAAUAUUUCAGCAAGAGUGGAAGCAAUCUACUUUGUAAUGCACUUUAUGGUAUGUAAUUUUUUUUUGUUUAACAAAAUUUUAUGAUAUUGCUCAAAAAGUCACUUGUAACAUUUACAAAUUGUUUAAAAAAUAAAUAGUUAACAAGUAAAAAUUUUAAUGGGAGAAAUAUU
Anoplophora glabripennis (Asian longhorned beetle) is the source of this 846-nucleotide messenger RNA. RefSeq names its product cyclic AMP response element-binding protein B-like. Gene Ontology annotation, cellular component: nucleus; transcription regulator complex. The annotation marks the transcript as partial. The record is from RefSeq and is a predicted model, not a curated record. The transcript has a single exon. Lineage: Eukaryota; Metazoa; Arthropoda; Insecta; Coleoptera; Cerambycidae. Gene Ontology annotation, molecular function: DNA-binding transcription factor activity, RNA polymerase II-specific; RNA polymerase II cis-regulatory region sequence-specific DNA binding. Gene Ontology annotation, biological process: regulation of transcription by RNA polymerase II.